Molecule: messenger RNA, 5015 nt
Organism: Cinclus cinclus
Lineage: Eukaryota; Metazoa; Chordata; Aves; Passeriformes; Cinclidae
Gene: SLC25A44
Product: solute carrier family 25 member 44
Exons: 6
Coding region: 3326-4267 (313 amino acids)
Biological process (GO): branched-chain amino acid catabolic process
Cellular component (GO): mitochondrion
Molecular function (GO): branched-chain amino acid transmembrane transporter activity
Source: RefSeq, a predicted model, not a curated record
GUAAACCGGAGUGGGGGAGAGGGUCGGUGUGAGACAGGUUGGUGUUGGCCAUGAAAGACCCCGGGAGAAGGGGCCGGAGUGUCCCGGGGCAGACGGGGAAGGACCCAGAGACCCCCUCAGCGAUGCCCCCGGCGCAAGCGGGACGGGACUUGAAUGGGCGUGGGGAAAGGAGCUGGAGGGUCCAGGGACCUCCCCAGGGCAGAGGCCGAAGUCCCCUCCGGGGUGGACGGGAAACCGGCUGGAGACCCCGGGGCUGGAGGGGUAAAGCUGGCUUGGGGACAAUGGGGGCAGCCCCGCGACACGGAGCCGCGGUGCGCGGGACGCGUCUCGCCCGGCAGUGACCUUGAGCGGAUCCCGGACCGAGCUCGGCCGCUGUUCACGGCCUCAGAGCGCAGCCGAGCUUUUGCGGACCGGGAAUCAGAGUUGGUGGUUUCGCUCAGGGGCUAGGAGGGUGGGGGGCUUCUGCCCGCGGGGCUGGGAGUGCUGGGGAGAGCUGUCAUCAGAGUGCCGCUGCCACAUCGCUUAGAGAGCGACAUCUGCUCCGGAGAGCUGCGGGUUGUCAGCGGGACUGGGGUUAUAGCGAGGACUCCCUCGCGGGUUUGUAUGUGCUCCCACCGUGGGGUGAUUUAAGGAGCGAACAGUGGAUUAGUUUAGCUCGGUGAGCUGGAUGUGGUGCUUAUAGCAGCAAGGUCAAGGUUCGAUCCCCAAAUGGGCCAUUCACUCAAGAGCUGGGACUCGACAGCCCUUCUGGGUCCCGUCCAGCUCAGACUAUUCUGUGGUUCUUUGCUGAAGGAGAUGCCAAGCGCUGACUCCGGAUGGUUCCCAGGCGGGUGCUGAGGCAUUAGCAUGCUGGGCAGGACACAUCCCUGGCCAGGGUACACAAAGGCCCUGUCUGUGUUUGCCAGAGAAUCAUCUUUAGCUCCAGUUGCAGCAAAGAGCAGUUUGUGGACCAGACUGACAGGGUGGCAUUAAAAAGGACAUGAAUUGGGGUGGGGGGUUUAUACUAAGUUCAGUUCUGUGUAUAGGAGGCUGAGGCUGUGCCCAGAUGAGAGAACUGGAGCAUGGAUACCCUGCUUGGUAUCCCCUGCUUGGAUUUCCAGGCAGAAGUUCAAGAAAUGCUGUUUUGUGCAUGAUGGGAAGGAGCCACUGAGGGAUGGUUUUGGCACGUAAGCUGCUACAGAGUUUAAGAAUGUGUGAGCUGUGGUGUGGUUGUACCUUGUUUUGGAGGGCAGGUCAACUCUUAGGAGAUGUAGCCAUUACUUCGAUACCAGUCUCCCUAAAAUUACUUGAAAGAUCAUCAAAGGGUAGCUUAAUGAGUGUGACUGGAUCCGUGCCCUGAGUGAGGCCUUGGUCUCAAUUUCUGGAAGAUUAAAUCGUUUGAAUAAAACUCUUUUAUGUUGCCAAAGUAAGAAUUGCAGCCAUGCUGGUCAUCCCUGGAGCUGUCAGGGUCCCUUCCUUCUUCCACACAGGGGAGGCUUUGAGUGCCUUAGAGCCGUGGAGUUAAAGUGACUUUGUCUAAUUCAGAUCCUGAAUGAGAGGAGUUACUGGUAAGAGUCCAGAGAAAGUACAGCUAUUUAUUUCCUCAAGAAGCUGUGGCUGAAAGUCUAAACCUAAAGCACUACAGCAUAUAAAACUGAAGAUCAAGGAUACGUAUUUAUUAUUAUUGUUGUUGUUGUUGUUGUUUUGUUUUGUUUUCCAUAUUGCAGUAAUGAGAAUGUUUUCUGCAGGUAGCCCUUCCUUUUCCUUUGUGGCGAGCUCAGUUCUGUCCCUAGGUGACAGAGGAAUUUGGAAUAUGGACUGAACCCUCAAAUUCCACCAGGGAAUCAUAUUGGCUAGGCUCUAUUUUAUUUAUUUAUUUUUUUAAAAUGAAAUAUUAAGCUAGUGGGAUUCCUAACAAGAACCAAGUCAUGUUUUCACAGUUGCUGUGUGCAGAUAAUUCCUGUGCAGGAAGCUUUGUGUGUCAAGUUGGUAUUAGUGGACCCAGUAAGGCUGUAAUUGAAAUUUAAGCAAUCCAGGCUUUGUUUAGCCAGAUUGUGGUGUUUGUUGUGCCUUAACUGCCAAGACAAUUGCUUGGGAGGGUGAAGCUGUCUUUACAAUGGUAAAAAUGUUAGACCUAGGUGCCCUUGGGCAUUUUUAACUCCCCUGUCCAUCUGCAGGAGUCGUGGUAGCUUGCAAUACUGUUUGUUCCUGUUCAGCAAAUAUUUUGUUGGCCGACGGGCAAUGAAAUGGUCACUUAAUGGGACACCCACCCCUGAUCUGCCAUAAUUUCAUAACUGUAAUUCUUCUCUGCCAGAGGUAAACAACUUCCAGUUGUUUUGUUACUGUGUUUCUAGUAGAAAGUCUCUGGCCUAUGUGAGUUCUUCAUGAAUUCUGAAGUGUUGAGACACUUCCCCAGGAAUCACAGACUGAUUUGGGUUGGAAUGACCUGAAAGUCCAUACUGUCCCAUCCCCUGCCAUGGGCAGGGACGCCUUCUACUGUCCCAGGUUGCUCCAAGCCACACUACCAGGGAUGGGACAGCCACAGCUUCUCUGUGCACCCUCUCCCAGGGCCUCUGCACCCUCACAGGGAACAAUUUCUUCGCAGUAUCUCAUCUAACCCUGCUCUUGGUCAGUGGGAAGCCAUUCCACCUGUCCUGUCACCCCCCCCCCCCCCCCCCACCCCCGGGCUCUUGUCCCAGGUCCCCCUCCCUUGGAGCUCCUUUAGGUAUUGAUGAUGUGUCUUGGUAAUGUAAAGUGCUCUGAAAUCGGUGUGUGGUGGUGGCUGCUCAUCCCUUUGAGUUCUCACUUGGUGAAUCUGUUUUCAGACCUCAGGUUUUGGCUCCCUUGUUCCUGUUCCUGCUUCUUGCUCUUGCUCUAGGUCUGCUCUCCAGCAGUUCAGCUCGUGACUGGGCACACUCUUCCAUUUGCCAGCACCUGGAAUACAAGUUAUGAUCCAGCUGCAGUCAAGCCUUUCCCAAAAGUUCAGCUACCCAAACACUCCAGGGGUUUUUUAAAUUUGAUGCAGAAAAUCCUGGAACUGAAAAGUGACGUCCUGACACCUGGGAGCAUCACAGACCUGGAAUGACAGGGGAGAAACUGCUUUGGUUGGCCGUCCCUGAUCUUGCAUGUCCAUUACAAGAGCAGUCUGGACUGUGGUGAGAGCUGCCAAGUGUGCCUGCUGCUCCUGGAGCUCAGGAAACAGCCAUGGUGACAUCAGAAGGUGUCACCAUCAGCCACAUGGUGCCAGCACUUGCAGUCUGGUUGGGCAAGGCUGGAAGGCUGGGCCUGGAUCUGCUCUGUACCUUUGAGGGACAUCUGGACCUCUCCUGCCUGACCCCAAGGAGCCAUGGAGGACAAACGCAACAUCCCCAUCAUUGAGUGGGAGCACCUGGACAAAAGGAAAUUCUAUGUGUUUGGGAUUUGCAUGACUAUGAUGAUCCGAGUGAGCGUUUACCCCUUCACACUCAUCCGGACGCGGUUGCAGGUUCAGAAGGGCAAGAGCCUGUACAACGGGACUUUUGAUGCCUUUGUGAAAAUCCUGCGGACAGAAGGGACGGCUGGGCUCUACCGUGGCUUUCUGGUCAACACCUUCACCCUGAUCUCGGGACAGUGCUACGUGACAACAUAUGAGCUCACUCGGAAGUAUGUGUCACGGUACAACAACAACAACGCUGUCAAGUCUCUGGUGGCCGGUGGCUCAGCCUCCCUGGUGGCCCAGAGCAUCACAGUGCCCAUCGAUGUCAUCUCCCAACACCUCAUGAUGCAGAGAAAGGGGGAAAGCAUGGGCAGGUUCAAGGUGCAGAGCCCAGACGGCAAGCGUCUGCUGGUCUUUGGCCAAACCAAGGACAUCAUUGUACAGAUUUUCAAGGCUGACGGUUUUAGAGGCUUCUACAGGGGUUAUGUGGCCUCGCUGCUCACUUAUAUUCCCAACAGUGCGGUUUGGUGGCCCUUCUACCACUUCUAUGCUGAACAGCUUUCAAGUUUGACUCCUAAAGACUGUCCCCACCUCCUUCUGCAAGCAAUAUCAGGGCCACUUGCAGCUGCAACAGCUUCCACACUCACCAACCCCAUGGAUGUGGUGAGGGCUCGGGUCCAGGUGGAAGGCAAGAGUUCCAUCAUUCUCACCUUCAAACAGCUCAUUGCAGAGGAAGGUCCCUGGGGGCUGACCAAAGGCCUCUCUGCCCGCAUCAUUUCGGCCACUCCUUCUACCAUUGUCAUUGUGGUGGGGUAUGAAACACUGAAGAAGCUGAGCCUGCGCCCAGAGCUGGUGGACUCAAGGCACUGGUAGAGGCAGCUGGUGGAGGUGAAUCUUCCUGUGAGCCCUCUGAAUCUGGACUGUUGCAGGGGAGAGCCUGGGAUGUGAUGCAGCUGCUGUGCCUUUGUCUCUGGCUGGUUUCACAGCACAAGGCAGAUACAAAAGCAACUGCACUUCACCUCUUUACAUUUGAGUUUCAUACAAUGGUCUGCUACUGGUUUUGACCUUUGGCCCUGCUGUUUGCCUGGGACAGUUCAUUCCAGGUGUGUGAACGCAUCCUGGCAAGUUACUAAUUCCCCUUUUUUUUUUAAUUAAAGAUUUAGUGGCUUAAGGAAAAAGCCAGUUUAUUCUCUUUAAAUUACUUUCAUCUUUGCCAAACUUCCAAGGAGAGGAGUCUCACAGCCUGCAGCAGGACCCUCUGGUGGGAUGUCUCUAGUGGCACUUGUGUUGUGGAAAGCUGGAAGCAGAAAAUAGACAAGUGACUUUCUCCAAUUACCUGCAUUUAUUUGUAGAAGAUGUGAGACAAGUGUAACCUGGAACCAUUUCAGACCUGAUUUCCUGCGUUUUGAAUGGAUUACAUACUUGUUUUGUAAUAUUCUUGGAAAACGUUCCUUAUCUCUCAUCCUCCAAACAGCAAACUGUCUGACAGCAAGUCAGGAGCUGAGCUGACUGUUUAGAAUUAGCUGAUGUAGGUUUUGACACCUAACCUGUGUUUUAAAUCUAUUGUAAUUUAAUUUUUUUUUUAUUUUAGGGACACUUAUUCCGGUAUCUGGGGAACUGA